CAAACCACAGGGGCUCGUCACGAAGUUGACAAACGCUACGUGUUGACGUUUAAGAUGGAAUUCAACGGUUAUAUAGAUUGUCAUAAUCAUCUCGCAGAUGCAAUAUUUACUGAUGACAUUCACAAUGUAGUGGAUAAUGCUAGAGAAGCUGGCGUUGUGGCCGCUUUGGUUUGUGCCGAAACUCCGUCAGAUAUACCUAAGGUUCUACGCUUAUGUGAAACGUUUCCCGACAUACUGUUGCCUUGUUUGGGCAUUCAUCCAGUACAGAAAAAUGAAGAUGACAUUGAGAGAUGCGUCACUCUACAUGAUUUUGAGAUGGCAGUUUCAGAGAUAGAGAAACAUGCUCACAAAAUAUGUGCUAUAGGAGAGGUGGGCUUGGAUUUUCAGCCUCGAAUUACACCUGGUGCUGAACACAAAGAAGCCCAAAGGGCCGUGCUAAAGGCCCAAGUAGAACUGGCUGCGAAAUAUGAUUUACCAUUAAAUGUGCAUUCAAGAUCUGCAGGUAGACCGACAAUUGCGGCUUUGAAAGAAUUUGGUGCCAAAAACGUUUUACUGCAUGCUUUCGAUGGGCGACCUAGCAUAGCAAUGGAGGGUGUAAAAGAAGGAUAUUUCUUUUCUAUUCCACCUUCAAUUGUACGUAGUGAACAGAAGGGGAAACUAAUCAAACAGCUGCCGAUGGAACAUAUUCUCCUGGAAACUGACAGUCCUGCGUUAAGUCCAGUGAAAGGUGAACGGAAUGUGCCUUCAAAUGUACAAAUAUCUUGUGACUACAUAGCGAAGGAGAAAGGGCUGACAGUGCAAGAAGUAAAAAGAAUCACAACAGAGAAUGCUUUGAAAUUAUUUCCAAAGCUAAAAGAGUUACUAAAAUAAAAUUUGGACAAAAUGGGUCGUGCACAUUUUAAUGGGUCAGUUUUUAAGGGACUUAGACACGCUUGAGAAAAAAAAAAUAUUUUUUAUGUAUAAAAUGGUUCACUGGCGCAUUUUAAAUGAUUGACCAAAAUAUUGAAUGUUAUAGUCAAGUUACAAGCGAGAUACAUAUGUGAGAAAUCAUUGUAAUGUAAACAAAGUCUUAUGGUUGUUUACAAAAAAUAUAAUGUAGAUAAUUACCAUUUCUUAGAGAAAAUGACUUGUAAAGAACAAUUUAAACUAAUUCAAUAUCUUCAUAAAUACUAUUUAACUAUUAUCAACAAAAGAAAGUUAUAUUUUAUUGAAACUUACACCAAUACAACUCAUAUGUAAACAAUGACAAUAAUCAAACUUUUACAAAACAAAGAAUUAUGAAAUCUGUGUCUUGCUUAUAACUUGAUAUUUGACUUUCAAAUUGUAACAUAGCAUUAUUAACUUCUAUGUUUAUCAUUAUACACAUUGAAAUUGGAAAAAUAAUACAUGUAUUUGAAAAUUUUAAGCCAAAUCGUGUCUAAGUCCCUUUAAUUGAUAAAUGAGUUUGAACUGUACAUGUACCUUAACGUAAUAUUAAAACCCGUCUAUAUAAACGAAUGAAAACUCCAGAAUCAAAGGUUUACAUUUUUUUACUAUAGAUUUAAAGAAACUAUGAAAGGAUUAAAUUAUAAUAUGUUUGCAAAGGAACAAUUUGAAAUCAACUUCUGAUCGCAGGCACAGGGGGAGGGGGUGCAAACUUUUAUUGAAAACCGUAUUUAAUUUAUUUAAUACAACGCAAAAACAAUAUUGGGGAAGUGUAUACAUGUAUUUCGUACAUGUAUUUCAACUCCAAUUAAUCAAAAGAUAGGCACCCCAACCCAUUAACGGAUUUGGUUAUAAGUAUUUUCCGUAGCUCGACCAUUCCCUUUCAAAAAACGGCGCAACUUGCCUGCAGUCCAUUCUACAAUUCUAUUAAUUUAUGCCCUUAUUACAUGUAGAUAUCAGACACGCAGCAUCGUUUUUGAUAGGGGGCAGGCUUAUCAAAAAAAUCCUGACAAGCAAAAAAAAAAAAAAAAGAAGCAUAUCGAAAGUGCAGUGAUUCAUGUGUGCUUGAUUUCUAUUCCGAUUAAAUUGUUAGUAUGAAUAAUUUACGGAAUUAACUUAUAAUAGUUCUAUUUUCUGUGUACGAAACACGAAGCUAUAUUUCAAAUCAUUGUAUUUUCUUUAGUUUAAAAGCAAAUCAUUACACAUGUAGUUUGUUAUAUUUUUAAAUAAUUUUCAUACUGCAGUUUUUUGAAUAAUCAAAAUGCCGCAGAUUUACCAAAAUGCCUGUUGAAAACAGCAACAACACCCCUGCGAAUGUGUUGGGAAUGUUUCCUUUAUCGUUGCUAAGUAUAUAAUAAAUCCAGAGGUGCUCGAAUGAAAGUUCACGAGACUUCACCGAGAAUUGUUCAGUUCCUGUGAAAUUUCGUGCGGAAGUAUAUCUGUUUGGAUAAUAUUCUCAAAAUCCGUAAGGACUGGUCCUUUUUCAUAUCAUAUCCUGCUUUGAUUUAUGUUAAAACAUGAAAAACGUCUAAGAUGUAUGUUUUAUUUCACUACCUAGCGGUUAUUAAAUUAAA
Messenger RNA from Magallana angulata, 2498 nucleotides. RefSeq names its product putative deoxyribonuclease TATDN3. Lineage: Eukaryota; Metazoa; Mollusca; Bivalvia; Ostreida; Ostreidae. The record is from RefSeq and is a predicted model, not a curated record. Bases 55 to 870 code for a protein of 271 amino acids. The transcript has a single exon. Gene Ontology annotation, molecular function: hydrolase activity, acting on ester bonds.